Syzygium oleosum is the source of this 777-nucleotide messenger RNA. RefSeq lists its product as uncharacterized. Lineage: Eukaryota; Viridiplantae; Streptophyta; Magnoliopsida; Myrtales; Myrtaceae. Bases 89 to 478 code for a protein of 129 amino acids. The transcript is spliced from 4 exons. Gene Ontology annotation, cellular component: endoplasmic reticulum membrane; endoplasmic reticulum. The record is from RefSeq and is a predicted model, not a curated record. Gene Ontology annotation, biological process: intracellular protein transport; endoplasmic reticulum to Golgi vesicle-mediated transport.
AAGGAAGAAGAAGGAAGAAGGAGAAGCAGCAGCAGCAGCGAUCGAGGAAGAGAGAGAGAGAGAGAGAGAGAGAGAGGGGAGGGGGAAAAUGGCGUUGCAGUGGAUGAUACUGGCGUACGUGGUGGCGGCCGAGGCGGCGCUGGCCCUCCUCCUGACCCUCCCUUCCCCGAAGCUCCUGAAGAACCACCUCGUCUCCCUCGUCUCCCUCGCCCUCCAGCCCGCCCUCUUCGUCGUCCCCUUCGCCGGAUUCCAGCUCCUCGACAUAUAUUGGAAGAACGAGCACCGCCUGAUGUGUACGUCGGAGAUCUGCACCGCGGCCGAGCGAGACCGAUUCGAGAAAGCGAUCUAUAAAGCACAAAGGAAUGUGAUUCUAUGUGUUUCAGCCUGCCUUCUUUAUUGGUGCAUUUAUCGCAUUUGCAAAUACUACAAAGAAAUUCAGAAGUUGGAGGAAAUAGAGAAGAGGUUCAAGGAUCAGUAAUAUCAUCCGUGUUCUUUAGUUCCUCCAGAUGGUUGACUGAGUUACUUCUGGAUGAAGUAGCUACUGCCUCUAAAAAUCUCCUCUUGCUUUGACCCUUUUUUUCCAUCUCUGUGUACUUUCAGUUUCGUACUUGAUUUUCAUGUACCUUACGUUCCUCCAGCUUAGACUAGAUACUUUACCGAUGCAUAUAGCUGUUUGGAUGUAAGAUGCUUAUUUGUUUCUUGCUUGUUUUUGUCGAGAUAUAUUGCAGAUACCGGAUUUAAGCGGAGUAGAAUACUAUAAUUGAUUUGGGGUCUUAA